Molecule: messenger RNA, 1585 nt
Organism: Diospyros lotus (date-plum)
Lineage: Eukaryota; Viridiplantae; Streptophyta; Magnoliopsida; Ericales; Ebenaceae
Product: cytoplasmic tRNA 2-thiolation protein 1
Exons: 10
Coding region: 129-1202 (357 amino acids)
Biological process (GO): tRNA wobble position uridine thiolation
Cellular component (GO): mitochondrion; cytosolic tRNA wobble base thiouridylase complex
Molecular function (GO): tRNA binding
Source: RefSeq, a predicted model, not a curated record
CACUGUUUAACCCAUCCACCACCCCUAAAAAAAAAAAAAAACUGGAAUAUAGAGGUGGUGACGAGAGAGGGCUUGAAACCUGCGUAAGGUGAUUCUGAGUGGGUGUAAGCUUCAACAUUAUUGGAACGAUGGAAGAUGAGAUGCCGAAGAAGAACGACCGCGGCGGGGGACGACUCUGCUGUAUCUGCAACCAAAGAAGGCCCGCUCUCAAGAGACCCAAAACCCUAGACCAGAUUUGCAGAGAGUGUUUCUUCGCCGUCUUUGAGGAGGAGAUCCACAGGGUUAUCGUGGAUAAUCAGCUUUUCAAGCCCGGCGAGCGCAUUGCUAUUGGAGCUUCUGGUGGCAAAGAUUCAACUGUACUUGCUUAUGUGUUGUCAGAGCUGAAUCGUCGGCAUAAUUAUGGCUUGGAUCUCUUUCUCUUGUCAGUUGAUGAAGGCAUCACAGGAUAUAGGGAUGACUCUCUUGAAACUGUCAAAAGAAAUGAAAUCCAGUAUGGAUUGCCUUUAAAAGUGGUGUCUUACAAGGACCUGUAUGGAUGGACAAUGGAUGAAAUAGUGAAGAUUAUUGGUUUAAAGAACAAUUGCACAUUUUGUGGGGUUUUUCGUCGCCAGGCUCUUGAUCGUGGUGCUGCAUUGCUGAAAGUGGACAAGCUAGCUACCGGGCAUAAUGCAGAUGAUAUUGCUGAAACAGUUCUUUUAAACAUAUUAAGAGGUGACAUUGCUAGGUUGAGCCGAUGCACAUCUAUAACCACUGGUGAAGAUGGACCAAUUCCAAGAUGCAAGCCUUUUAAAUACACCUACGAGAAAGAGAUUGUUAUGUAUGCAUAUUUUAAGAAGCUGGACUACUUCUCAACUGAGUGCAUUUAUUCACCGAAUGCUUAUCGUGGUUUUGCACGUGAAUUCAUUAAAGAUUUAGAAAGGAUCAGACCUAGAGCCAUCCUUGACAUCAUUAAAUCAGGUGAGAAUUUCAGGAUCUCCACUUCUACUAAAAUGCCAGAGCAGGGAACUUGUGAACGCUGUGGUUACAUUUCUAGCCAGAAAUGGUGUAAAGCCUGUGUAUUGCUAGAGGGAUUGAAUCGAGGUUUGCCAAAGCUAGGCAUUGGACGAAGUAGAGGUCUCGGUAAUGAUGAUAAAAAGCAUAAUGAUCAAAGUAAUGGAACCAAAACUAUACAGAGCAAGCAAUGCGGGGCAUUAGAUUUCUGAUGAUGUUCUGGGGGUAACUUCAGCUUGUUGCGCUUUCAGGAUUUGGGUCCUCAUUAAAGGAUUAUCAAAAGAUCAGAGAGUCCAGUUGCUAGCAAUUUUAGAAUUCUUGCAGGUAAAAUAUUAUCUGCUCUCAUCAUGCGUAGAAGAACUAAUUCAAGACUUGUAGUUCCCCCCGAUCCAAUGAAGAGGAAUGCUGAGGAAUAUUAAUGUGGCGAACACCAGAAACCAUAGCUUUACCCGAGAGUUGUCCGUUUAGCUUAACGGUCAGUUGUUACAGUAGUUGCUUUUGUACACCCCUAAACGAUAAUAUAGCAGAAACAAAACAGAUUGUAAUAGCGAAUUUUGGUAGCAUUCAUUUUUAAUUGAUGUUUUGGCUUUCAAGG